UAGCACGCACCAGUUUUUGGGCAGGUUCUCCAAAUUGGAUGUCCCUGAGGUUGCAUCGGGAGCGUCGGUGCGCGGCCAUUUCCAGAUCUUUCCAUGUGGACUCUGGCCGGGACACUCGAGGACACUCUCAGAGUUAUUCUGAAGCUUUGAACCUUUGUUAUCUUCACUGUGCGGCUGAGGGUUGUCGUCCUGUUGGAAGACAACCCUUUGCCCCGUAAACUGUAAACAAGACGUUUGGUAUAAUCUGGUUUUCAGGAGAUGAGGAUUAAAUAGAGCUGGGUGAAAGUGUGUGGUUUGAUGUAUUUAUGAAUCUCUAGACAAAAUGUUUUUUUAAAGCCUUGAUAAAAAAACACCUGAUGGAAAUCUCACCAUUGUUUUGCGAGCGUUAAUCCGAGGUUAUCGUGACCUUAAAAUAAAACUCUUAAAAAACAUUUUACAUGAUUUGUGACACUUGCCAAAAAAGUCAGUGCAGCACCGACUUUGUCACCGAAACGUGAUUCUCUUAUUUCCUCCGUUUUAACCUCAAAGCUAAUAAAGUGAUGACACUUACCCAAGUUACCCAUCAUGCACUGGGGCAGAGCAGGUCCAGGUGAGCGUGUGAUAAGAUAAAGGGUCGACGCGUGAGCUGCCAGAUCGUCUGAAGCUGCAGCACUGCGUGGAGUUUCACCUCUGGACAAAAGUCGUCGACGUUGUCUUGACAGUGAAGAUGAAGUCUGUGAUUCUACUCAUGGUUGCCAUGGUGACUCUGACCAGAGCUGAGGAGCUGAAGAGUGACGUUAUCGAAGAAAAACCUGGAAACAAAACUGCACCGUCGGCUCAACAAGGAGAAUUUUUGUCCCCUGAAGAGAUCAGUGUUCUUUCCACUGGUUGGACGAACCUCGACAGGCGCCGUUUUCUUGUCGUCCCGUUUCCGAUGACCUGGGCCAACGCUGAGAGGAACUGUCAGUUACUGGGAGGAAACCUCGCCUCCAUUCACAGCGUCACUGAAUACAGGAGGGUUCAGCGGUUGAUCCUGGCGGUCACCGGCUCGUUUCCUCACACGUGGCUCGGAGGCUCCGAUGCAGAACAGGAAGGAACCUGGUUCUGGAGCGAUGGUUCCCUUUUCAGGUUCAACCACUGGGGUCCAGGACAACCUGACAACUACAUGUCCUCACACUGUCUGGUCAUGAACUUCGGAGAGGAGAAGAAAUUUGACGACCAGCUUUGUCGCAACGAGAGAAUUUCUGUCUGCUCCAGAGACUGAUGUGUGGAGAAGACGUUGUCCAGUGACGGUGGACGCGUUUGUGUCUUCAUCCUCGUCAUCAUCAGCAGCAGUACGAUCUUUUUAACACACAUUAAAAAACAAAUAAAAAGACUAAU
Molecule: messenger RNA, 1359 nt
Organism: Solea senegalensis (Senegalese sole)
Lineage: Eukaryota; Metazoa; Chordata; Actinopteri; Pleuronectiformes; Soleidae
Product: ladderlectin-like
Exons: 7
Coding region: 707-1243 (178 amino acids)
Molecular function (GO): signaling receptor activity
Source: RefSeq, a predicted model, not a curated record